GUGCCAUGAGCGCACUCCUCGCAACACCCACCAGAGCCCAGCCGUUUCUCCUUCUUCUUCACCGUCUCCGACCGAAUCAGCUGCGUCCCCUCCCCACCACCAGAGCGCUAGCUUCGUUCGCCGCGUCGUCGCCAAGAGCACCGCCCGCUCGCCGGGGGACCAGAGCAAUGGCGUCGCAGAAGUUCCCGCCGCAGCAGCAGGACUGCCAGCCCGGCAAGGAGCACGCCAUGGACCCCCGCCCCGAGGCCAUCAUCAAGAACUACAAGUCGGCCAACAAGCUCCAGGGCAAGGUGGCGCUGGUGACCGGCGGCGACUCGGGCAUCGGGCGCGCGGUGUGCCUGUGCCUCGCGCUGGAGGGCGCGACGGUGAACUUCACGUACGUGAAGGGGCACGAGGACAAGGACGCGGAGGAGACCCUGCAGGCGCUCCGCGACAUCAAGUCCCGCACCGGCGCCGGCGAGCCCAAGGCGCUCUCGGGCGACCUCGGGUACGAGGAGAACUGCCGCAGGGUGGUGGAGGAGGUGGCCAACGCGCACGGCGGCCGCGUGGACAUCCUCGUGAACAACGCGGCCGAGCAGUACGUCCGCCCCUGCAUCACCGAGAUCACCGAGCAGGACCUGGAGCGCGUGUUCCGCACCAACAUCUUCUCCUACUUCCUCAUGACCAAGUUCGCCGUGAAGCACAUGGGGCCCGGGUCCAGCAUCAUCAACACCACCUCCGUGAACGCGUACAAGGGCAACGCGACGCUGCUGGACUACACGGCCACCAAGGGCGCCAUCGUGGCCUUCACCCGCGCGCUGUCGAUGCAGCUGGCGGAGAAGGGGAUCCGCGUCAACGGCGUGGCGCCGGGGCCCAUCUGGACGCCCCUCAUCCCGGCCUCCUUCCCGGAGGAGAAGGUGAAGCAGUUCGGGUCCGAGGUGCCCAUGAAGCGCGCCGGGCAGCCCAGCGAGGUCGCGCCCAGCUUCGUCUUCCUUGCCAGCGAGCAGGACUCCUCCUACAUCUCCGGCCAGAUCCUCCACCCCAACGGUGGUACCAUCGUCAAUAGCUAGAUCGAGGUUGGAGAAGCUCGGGAAGAACAGGGUGAAGUGUGCCCGUGGUGUGCGAGUCUGUAGUACGAGCAAGUGUGGCGUGUUAGUCUCGGAGUCAGCUGGUAGUGUUUUGUGUGGCAGUAGUACCGUUGUGUGUUCGGUAGGGACUUUUGGCGCUGGAGCCACGAGGGCAAGCGUCAAACGUUAAAUAAAAUAAUGUAACGUGCAUGCAUUGCAAGUUGAACUAUGGUCAUACUCCCUCUAUACCUAAA
Hordeum vulgare subsp. vulgare (domesticated barley) is the source of this 1300-nucleotide messenger RNA. Its product is annotated as glucose and ribitol dehydrogenase homolog. The transcript is spliced from 3 exons. NCBI's taxonomy places the organism in Eukaryota, Viridiplantae, Streptophyta, Magnoliopsida, Poales, Poaceae. The coding region runs from base 6 to 1049 and encodes 347 amino acids. Gene Ontology annotation, molecular function: oxidoreductase activity. The record is from RefSeq and is a predicted model, not a curated record.